UGUGACGUUUAUAAUCUCCGAUAAAAUGGCCGACAAAAACAACAAUAACAAAUAAAUAAAUAAAUAUAUUAUAAGAAAACGCAAAACUAAAAUGGUAAAUUAUUAUUGUUUAAAUAUUUAUGAAUAUUAUCAUCAUUUGAACGUUUAAUAAUAGUUGCGGGCGAGUUGAUUUUAUAGUGUUAGUCGAGUCAAAUUUAAAAGAUCAAUACCCCAGCUGUUUCAGGGUUUUUAUUAAGAAAAUGGCCAGAUUGGCUGAUUAUUUCGUGAUUUGUGGCUUAGAUUUUAAUUCUGGACUGGAACCCGAUAAAUACUCAGAUAAUUUGCAUAUUUCCCCACUGGAACGCUCAUACAAAUGCAAAGUGCUCGCUCAUUAUCCAGAAAACAAUAAGGCAAACCCUUUUGAUGAAUCAGCUGUUUGUAUGCUCGCCUUACCUGCAGGCUUAAAAUUUAGGACCCAAAAACAUUCGGUUACUCAGUCGCCGAAUUUCCAUUCUUUUCUCAUCACCAGAGAGGAUGGCAAAAGAUGUUACGGGUUCAGCUUGGUGUUUUAUGAAGAGGUUCGGAACAGGGAUAUUUGCACUGCUAUGCAAACAUUACAGGCAAUGUACAUAACAGAGCUCUCCAGCGGCUUAAGAAAUCGACCUAUUCAACAAGUGCAAAACCAAGGACCUCAAUCCCGUUCCUUACCAAGGCAUUUUAAGUUGAACUCCCAAAAUCCCAACGGGGGUGUGUUAACUUACUACGAUAUUACCAAAGAUAAACUAUUUGUUGCCAAAAGUAUCGGUAUAAUUUGCCAAGCAGCUUAUGUUCAGGCAGCUAAAAUAUUUUUAGAGAAUUUAUAUAGGUGUGCUCCUAGAAAAUCUACCUCUGUUACCGGGCUCAGCUUGGAAAGUUAUGUGUUUAAUCUGCUGUAUGAGAUUGAGUUACCUGCUCCGGGUAAAAGUAUCCUGAUCCAGUUGCCUCCGUCUGACCCCCAUUUACCCGCUACCAAUGCGAUCAUACAGAACCCGGGCCCUCCGGUGGAGUUGCCUCACCUGGACUACUCGUUAAGGUUAAUGUUCAGCUGGUUGGGAGUGGACAUUGUUGUCCAGCUGUUCACUUGCUUAUUAAUUGAAAAUCAGGUGCUUUUAAGGAGUGGAGAUCCUCAGAAGUUAAUGGUGGUGGCAGAGGGUAUGACCGCGUUGCUUUUCCCAUUUACUUGGCCCCACGUGUAUGUCCCGAUAUUACCGGCCGAGUUGCAUCAUUUUUUGGAUGCCCCAGUGCCCUUUUUGAUGGGGUUGUACGCCUCAUCGGAAAGCGUGAAGGUCGCUUCCGAGGCGACGUUAUGCUUCGUGGACAUCGACAAGUGUAAAGUUCAACUGCCGGAGGAGCUGCCCAGUUUUCCUCACUUGGAAACGUUUGUCGCCGAAAUAUGGUCCUUGAUGGAUAAAUAUGGGGUGCAGGUGCCUAAUUCUGAAAAUACCAGGAAUGUUUGGGAUACACCGCCGCGCAGUUGUACCCUACCCCUAAGACCCCAAAACCAAAGGAAACUCUCGAUCCACAACAACACGUUGGAGUGCGACAGGCCGCCUUCGCCCCCCGGAUCGGCCCGCACCGAAGCCCUACAACGGAUCGUCGACAUUGUCCGGAGAACCGGAGUCGCGUUAGACAAAACCGAGAUCCAACAGCCCUCGGACGCCUAUUUGGACGACAUGCGGUUCAAUAAUGCCGUUAGGGAGACCUUUUUGAACCGGUUCGUCCAUAUAUUCCAGGCGUAUGAGAACUUCGUUAUUUUUCCUACGAAUCACAACAAAGAGGACUGGUUCAACAACCGCGACGAAAUGCAAAACUUCGACAAGGCGUCGUUUCUCUCCGACCAACCGGAACACGACCGACUCUUCCUCUGGCGAUUUCUCGAGUCUCAAAUGUUCGCCACCCUAAUCGACAACAAAAUCUUAUCCCAAUGGGACGAGCGCGACAAUAACCUGUCGAUCUUCGACAAUCGAAUAAAAUUACUGAGACAACGUUACGGGGGCGAAAAUCUACUGAGAUCGAUCGCUUACGAGCCCUGCACCAUCGUCCACGAAACGCAAAAGUUGUUGGAGAGGCGGCUGCAACAUCCGGAAUUCGAGUCGCCGCCCCCGAGGGAGAUUAUGAACGUGAAACCGACGAUAAGCAGACAGUUUCCCCUGUUGAAUAAGGAUAUAUUGAAUAAAACCCCGGUGGUUAGUAAGGGCAGUAUACCGAGGGCGAGGGAGUUGAGGAAAGGGUUUACUUUUGGUAAGCCGCCCUUGCCCCACGGCGAGAAGGGCGGCAAGAGUCAAGACGUUUCGCCCGCCCUACUUGCGCAAGCCAAUUGGACUUUUGUGGAGAAAUUGUUGGCGGAUUGCAAAUCCAAAACGAAACGAAUGCUGUUGGCCAAACUGGGGGCCGAAGGGGUCACCCUGUCCAGUAACCCUUCGUCAGACAGCGCGGGGGCUGUGGAGGAAAAUACCCUGGUGGCCGCCCUAUGUGACUUCCUGGAACGCGUGUGGUCCCACGGCCUACAAAGAAAACGGGGCAAAUCCGCCCUGUGGACCCACCUUUUAGCCUAUCAGGAAAAGUAUCAGGAUUUAAACAGGAAAGACAACAAUUAUUUGUCUGCCGACGUUUUAACUACGGACAUGGAAAACUGGCCCGGUAGCCCCGGUAACGGUAAAUCCGAGCUGCCGGACCUGCCGAACUCGAUUUUCUUCGACUUAAAGAACGUGCAGUCGAUGCCCGACGUGAAAACCGGCAUCGGGUUCGCCCGGGCGUGGGUACGACUCGCCCUGGAAAAGAAACUGUUGUCCAGACACCUGCGCGCACUACUCCUGGACCAGGGUUUACUAAAGGAACUGUACAAGCGAAACGCCUUUUUACGAUGCGAAGAGGAAAAGGAACAGUUCCUUUAUCAUUUGCUCUCGUUGAACGCGGUCGAUUAUUUUUGUUUCACUAGCACGUACCCGACCACGGUGGUACCGUAUCGGAUUUUGAUCGUGGCGAAUAAAAAGGGGGCUUAUACGUCGGCGAACGUGUGGGUUGUACUGAGCGGUACUUUGUCCGAAACCCAUCGGUUCGAGGUGCCGAAGAACACGUUUAAUUUUGAGUAUAGGCAUAGGAACCUGGGGGUGUUGACCACGUUACGUAUCGGCCAUGACAAUAGUGGGUUGUACGCCAAAUGGAUGGUCGAUUAUAUUUUGGUGAGGAAUGAGGUUACCGGACAUGUAUACCGAUUCACUUGCGGUAGAUGGCUAGGACGCGGUAUAGACGACGGUUCCACCGAACGUCUCCUGGUAGGCACCCUGAUGUUAACGAAAAAAGAAGAGGAAGAGAUGCGCUCGACCGGAAGUUUGGGACGUAGCACCCCCCGUAGCCGCUCCCCCGCCCCCUCGCCCAGACCGGAAAUGAAGGCUUCCGACUUGGAAUAUAUGCUCGGAGAUUGCGUGAACAAAAUCCUAAAAUGGCGCCACAAACGGAAUUCCGAGAGACACACCACCCUGGCCGCCCUUUUAUGCAGCGAGGGCGGCUUAGUCCAUUGCCUAGAAAACGUCUUUCUUAUGGGUUUUAAAUCGGUCAAGAUGUUCGUGGGCAAACAUUAUUUAUGGGACUAUUUUGUGAGAAUUAAGGAUCAGUUCGAGCAAAACUUAAUGGACGAACUGUCCGGUAAUAAAACUGGAAGUCUGGAGCGAAACCAUCAGGAAACCGUGGCAGUUUGGCGGUGCUAUUGCCAUCUAAUCGACGAAAUCCGGCACGGAAGUAAAAACCUUGGUAAAGACGGGAAGUUUCAGUUGUUUAUUUGUUUAGCUGUCAGGGAGCAUCUUUUACAUAGAAUGUUGAACCCUAUGGCCGUAUGCAGGGUGACCCAAGAAAUGUACGAGGAAAACUCGUUUUUGCGUAAAAGGGGCCUCUUGACGUUUCUGACGCAGAUUUUGGCCCCCCUGGACGAACUGGACGUGGUCCUCGAGAACUCGGUGACCCACGGCAUCAGUUCUCCUUCCGCUCAUUAAUUUUUUAGUUUUUAUUAAUAUGUCGUAGUUAAUAAUAACGUGAUAAGUGAAGAUCUUCGUUUAAAAUCUGAGGGAGAGAAACAAUUUAUUUUAAAUGGCAGAGAUAUUUUUUGUAAUACGUUUUACUUUAUUUUUCUAGUCUUUGACGGUCGGAAGAGAAACUUUCAUCCCGAUAUUAUUCAUUUGGUGAUAAAAAAUUAUAUUUUUUAUUAGUCCUGUA
Messenger RNA from Anthonomus grandis grandis, 4227 nucleotides. RefSeq names its product DENN domain-containing protein 5B (gene pns). Lineage: Eukaryota; Metazoa; Arthropoda; Insecta; Coleoptera; Curculionidae. The coding region runs from base 240 to 4007 and encodes 1255 amino acids. Gene Ontology annotation, molecular function: small GTPase binding; guanyl-nucleotide exchange factor activity. The record is from RefSeq and is a predicted model, not a curated record. The transcript is spliced from 16 exons.